AUGGCAACUAUUCCUGUCAUCAACAUCACUGAGUCAAAACGUCAUUUCCCUGAAACUGAAACCCUUUACAUAAAACGGGUUUAUAGGUGUUCGCCCUACCGUGGAAAACUCAUCAUUCAUUACUUUCUCCUUGAUGUUUCUGGAUCUGAUGUGGACGAGGGAUCGCAUGAUGAAUCUGACUCUGAUGCCGAGUACAAACAUCCUUCUCUUGAACCUCCCGAAGAACCAUACACUCCCGUCUCACCUCCUCCUUCACCAUCCGUUGGCAGCAGCAUUGUGUCAAGAAGCCUUUCUAAACUUAAGAAGACUAAGAAACUUGAGAUACAAGUCUUACCGUGA
Messenger RNA from Arabis nemorensis, 339 nucleotides. Lineage: Eukaryota; Viridiplantae; Streptophyta; Magnoliopsida; Brassicales; Brassicaceae. The record is from the annotation of a GenBank genome assembly.